Molecule: messenger RNA, 1362 nt
Organism: Phyllotreta striolata
Lineage: Eukaryota; Metazoa; Arthropoda; Insecta; Coleoptera; Chrysomelidae
Source: the annotation of a GenBank genome assembly
AUGAACACCUUCCUCUACUUCUCAGCUUUCAUUGUGAAUAUACUGAGCGCAACAACGGGAUCAGUGUUCUCGUGGACAUCCCCGGCGUUGCCGAAGCUCCUCAGCAGCGAUCCCUCCAUCAACCCCCUGGGGCGCCCGAUUACAACUCUGGAGGAAUCUUUACUGACGAUACUGCAAAACAUCGGAGCCAUUAUAGGAAGCAUCACCGCUGGAUUCGCCGCUGAAUAUCUGGGAAGGAAAAGAACCUUGGUGAUGUAUUCCACGACGUUCAUUGUGUCGAAUCUGGUGUUCAUUUUCGCCAGGCACAUAAAUUUCUAUUUGUUUGCACGAGUGUUGAUUGGCAUUGGUGCUGGUUCAGUGCUAACAUUGGUAUCCAGUUACACCACUGAGAUAUCGGAAGAUUCCAACAGGGGUAGGGUGGGAUCAGCUUCAGGUAUUUUAGCUAAUUGCGGGCAUUUAAUCAGCUUCGGAGUGGGACCUUUUGUGUCGAUUCCGGUGUUUUCCUGCAUACAGUUGGCGCUUGUGCUGGCGUUUUUGUGCUUUUUUGCGCCAUUCGUCCCGGAAAGUCCGUACUAUUAUUUAGCUAAAAACGACGACGAGAACGCGUUGAAAAGCCUUGGUAAAUUCCGAACAACCUCCGACAACUACAAGGAAUUGUUGUAUAUAAAAGAAGUUAUCAGCAAAAGGAGAAGUGAGAAAGUUAGUUGGAAAAAUUUGACUCAACCACCGACAAGAAACGGGUUGAUAGUCGGCACUGGUUUGCUUCUUUUACAAGGUCUUACUGGGAUACCUGUAGUAAUAUUUUAUCUACAAACCAUAUUAGAAGCGAGCGGCACUUCCAUACCAUCAGAGUACGGCUCACUCGCUAUUGGUGUCGUGCAGCUUUCCACAACAAUCAUAUCGGGAAUGCUGAUAGACCGCGUCGGUCGGAAAAUUCUCCUGUAUAUUUCUUCUGCAGGCUGCUCAGUAUCCUUGUUAUUUCUAGCGACUUAUUUCUUGUUGAAGGAUCAGCAUUAUAACCUCGAAGCGGUAUUCUGGCUACCUUUAGCUAGCCUUGCAAAUUACUUCAUCAUGUAUUACAUCGGCUUCGGGCCCAUACCGUGGGCGAUGAUCGGAGACCUUUUCCCUACCAAUGUCAAAUCGAUGUGUGUCAGCAUUGCUGGGACUAUUUGCCACAUCAACGGUUUGUUUAUUAUAGGGAGUUUUCCAAUUGCUAGAGAGACCUUCGGCAUGACCGGGAUUUUUUACGUUUACGGCGGGUUCGUUGCAGUUGCUGGGUUGUUCGUUUGGAAGCUGGUACCCGAAACGAAAGGGAAAAGCUUGGAGGAUAUACAGAUUUCUCUGAGCAAAAAUAAAACGUAG